Molecule: messenger RNA, 3203 nt
Organism: Pangasianodon hypophthalmus (striped catfish)
Lineage: Eukaryota; Metazoa; Chordata; Actinopteri; Siluriformes; Pangasiidae
Gene: slc43a1a
Product: solute carrier family 43 member 1a
Exons: 15
Coding region: 410-2050 (546 amino acids)
Biological process (GO): transmembrane transport; neutral amino acid transport
Molecular function (GO): neutral L-amino acid transmembrane transporter activity; L-amino acid transmembrane transporter activity
Source: RefSeq, a predicted model, not a curated record
CCUUUCACAGUGAGCUGGAAGUGCAGUGACUAUUAUCUCUCUCCAUUCAUGGAGUGUUUUGCCUAGGGCAAUUUCAGCUUUCACAGGCACAUGAGACAGUGGCAGCUGGGUGAGAAGAGAGAGAGAGAGAGAGAGAAAGAGAGAGAGGGAGAGAGAGAGAGAAGGAGAGAGAGAGAGAGCUAUAUGAGCGGCCAUUUGAGCACUAGGGAGGGACAAGAGACUCUGAGAGAGAAUUUAAAACUUAGUCUGUACUACAUAGUCAGGUAACUCACUAUAGCCCUUUCCAUCUGAAAAACAGCGUUCAGUUGGUUACUACAUUGUUAUUAUAUCGAGCUUCGCGGUUUUCACCAUUGAUUUGAAGAGGAAGGGAUUUGAACAAGACGCACGUGCGGCUGCUAAAAAACCGACAAUGAAAUGGCUGGCUCCCUCACUCUCUCAGGCGUUCCGGAGGCGAUGGUGGAUGGCCUGCACAGCAGUGGUGGAAAAUCUGGGAUUUUCGGCUGUGCUGCUUGGUUGGGGAUCUCUGCUCAUCAUGCUGAAAAACGAGGGCUUUUACUCACAUCUUUGCACAGAAAAUGAGACAGAGGUGGCUAAUGUUAGUACUGAGGCUCAAGAGGAUGAUUGGCUCGGAUGUGUAGAGCAGGAGGAGAUGCUCAACCUGGGCUUUACCAUUGGAUCCUUCCUGCUCAGUGCUGCCACGCUUCCACUCGGCAUCUUCAUGGACCGAUACGGGCCCAGACCACUGCGCCUCACUGGGAGCGCGUGUUUUGCUCUCUCCUGUGCAAUGAUGUCUGUGUCAGCAUAUCAGCCUCAAGUCCUUUCUGCCCUGAUCUUUCUUGCUCUGUCGCUCAAUGGUUUCGGAGGAAUCUGUUUGACCUUCACAUCUCUCACGCUUCCCAACAUGUUCGGGAGCCUCAGCUCCACGGUGAUGUCACUGAUGAUCGGCUCUUACGCAUCAUCCGCCGUCACUUUCCCCGGAGUUAAGCUGAUAUAUGAUGCUGGGGUGUCGUUCACUGUGAUCAUGUGGGUUUGGUCUGGUCUUGCCAUCCUGAUCUUCAUCAACUGUUUACUGAAUUGGCCAGUGGAGUCGUUCCCCACACCCGAGGAGAUGGAGGAGAUGAAGAAGAUGCGUUCAGGUGAUGACUCUCAAAAACACACUCUGGCCUCAGGGGAGGAGAAAAAACAAGAUCUGCUCAACCACUCGAGUGAGAAACUUACCGAUGUGGCCCAUAUUGCAACAUCCUCCGUUCCUUUCAGUCGCUCCGUGUUUUCUCCCAUCUUCCUGUGGAGUCUGAUUACCAUGGGGAUGACUCAGCUGCGUAUCAUCUUUUACAUGGGAGCCAUGAACAAACUGCUGGAGUUUAUGGUCACACAUGGAGACCCUCACCCCUCUGAGAAACUGGUACAGGAAACUGAAAAGAAAGUGGGCUUUUAUUCAUCCAUCUUCGGCACGCUGCAGCUCCUGUGCCUGGUCACGUGCCCUCUGAUUGGUUACAUCAUGGACUGGAAGAUGAAGGAGUGUGAGGACGAGCAGAGUCCUACAAAGGGAGAGCAAAGUUCCAGACCGAAGCGUGACAGAAAGAUCCAGAAACUGACAAACGCCAUAAGAGCCUUCUCUUUUACCAACCUGCUGCUCGUCCUGUUUGGCAUUACGUCGCUCAUUGACAACCUGCCACUACAGAUCUUGACAUUCAUCUUGCACACCAUGGUCCGAGGUUUCAUCCACUCCUGCUGCGGAGGAUUGUAUGCUGCUGUCUACCCGUCUAACCACUUUGGCACUCUGACUGGGCUACAGUCUAUGAUCAGUGCUGUGGUUGCCCUGCUGCAGCAGCCACUCUUCAUGGCAAUGUUGGGACCACUGAAAGGAGAUGGUUAUUGGAUCAACGUCGGCCUUCUGAUCUUUUCAUUCGCCGGCUUUCUGUUGCCGGGAUACCUGCUCUACCACCGCCGACACCUGGUGCAAGAGAAGGCAUCACGGGCCAAGGCUGCAUUAGAGAGUCAGACUCUCAACCAAUCAGAAGCCAACGGCAUUAAUGGACAUGCACCCUAGGAGGCCUAGAUCCAUCGCGGAACAAUCACAGGAAUGUUAAUGCUUUUUCCAUCCCAAAAAGUGCAGACUCAGCAUAAACGUGGCGUGUCAGAUUAGCGUUAGUCAUUAUUAGCUUCACAAGUUGGUGCUGAAUUUUUCGUUAAAGCCAUAAAAUUUCACACAAGGACUUCUAAGCAUCACACACCACUGUGCAAGGUUUUUGACUAGCGGUUAGUUGUAAUGCAAUACUUCGUUUUUUUUUUUGUUUUUUUUUUUAAACUUUCUAUUUAUUUUGUAGCUGAAAGCUGAAGGCUGAAAGCACCCCCAAUACACACUCUACUCCACUUGACUUGAUUGUAGACAAGCUACCUCAGCCGAUCGCCGCCUCUGUCACACUAAGCCAUGGGCCGGUUGGUCAGUUUGUCUGUGAAAUGUGUGUUGUCUUUCACCAAAGAGUGUGUGUGUAGAUACAAACCAUGUUGUCAUUUUAUUGUCUUUUUGUCUUGGAAAUGAGAAAUAGAUUUUUAAAAAAAACAUUAACGCUAUCAUUUCAAACACCAAAGACAGUGAAAAUGAUGUGAAAUAUAUUUUAAAGGAUUUGUUUUAAUCGUUAACAUAUUUUCGCUCUCAUUUUGAAUGGCCAUGAAUGGAAAUGAUAAAAUUUCUGCUUUUAUUUGUACUUUUGUCUCUGUAGCCAUUGGAAGGGAAAUUUCCUUUGUUUAUUUUUUUUGUUUGUUUGUUUGUUUUUUUUGCAUAUGCAUUGCUACUAUUGUAUUAUUUUAUGCUUGAUAUUUUAGUGCUGCAACAGCAAUAUUCAUGCUUUGUAUUUACUUUCACUUGCUUGUAAAGCUUGUGUGAUAUCAGCAGUGGACAAAUCAGACCACAUCCUUCAAUAAUCAGGGGUCAAAGUGACAUGUCACAUGAAGACAUGUUACCCUUUUCGGAGCACUUUUGUUGUUACAGCCAAAUUUCACCUGGUUCAAUCUGUUACGUGUGUUUGUGUGGAACCUGUGCCUUAUAAAAAUAUCUGCUUUUAUAUCUCUGAAUGUACAUGAAGUUUCACGGAUGCAACCAAAGCUGUUUCAGCCUCGCUGUGGAGGUCACUAAGCCAUGGGGGGGAUGUAGUUUUCAAGAAACGCGCUGAAAAGUUCCAAAUAAAAAGAUGUUCAGAAAG